CUCAAAACCGAAGUCAUGGAAGCCAGCCUCAAUGCUGUCCAAGCAAGCCUCAACGAGAGUGCUUGCACACACGAGCUCUACACCCUAACGGAAGCAUCGAGAAACUGGUGCACCCUCAUACUCGUCAUACUCGUCAUCCUACUCGAAAUCCUAGUAAACCUAAACCUGGAUCCUAAAGCUCUUGCACACAUAGAGUUACAGCCGCAGCCGCAGCCGCAGCCGCAGCCACAACCCCAGAUCCUACCACAAAAUGCACCCUGCCCCCAAGAUCCCGAGGCCCAGGAACCAGAACCCCUGUGCUUACCCGCCUCGCCCACUGUCCGCGCAAACCGACUCGUCGCUGCAAUUAUCGUCUUCGCUCCGAUCACCGUGGUCUUUGCAUUUCUCAUGCGCGAAAUCUACAUGGUGUCUCACGCAAGCAGCUCCUGCCAGCAAUACAUACCCAGCGACGCGCAGCCACAAUGGUGGUUAGUCGUCAUCUUCAUAAUUCUCCCGUAUGCAACCGCCAGUCUUGCGUUUCUCAAGGCACUGGUGGACUGUAUCACUGAGGAAAUUCCUAUUUAG
This is a messenger RNA of Dothidotthia symphoricarpi CBS 119687, 564 nucleotides long. RefSeq lists its product as uncharacterized. The record is from RefSeq and is a predicted model, not a curated record. The transcript is spliced from 2 exons. The coding region runs from base 16 to 564 and encodes 182 amino acids. NCBI's taxonomy places the organism in Eukaryota, Fungi, Ascomycota, Dothideomycetes, Pleosporales, Dothidotthiaceae.